CACCAGACGACAUCUUAUAUUCCUUAUUUUAAAUAGAAUGAUUUUCUUGUUUCAUUGCUAUGCAGAUUAAGGAUAUUCGUAAGGCAUUAUUUAUUUAUAUAAUGAUAUGUGAAAUCAAAAAAGAAUAUGCCAAAAAUUUAUAUAAGAUUAACGAUAAUGUAAAUAAUGAUGACUUUGAUCCAAACUUUCAUGAUUAUGUUAGCGAUAGCUAUUAUGAAAAUUCCGAAGACUCUAAUAAAAUUGAAGAUUAUGAAAAUAAUAUGAUUAUUCCUAAAAAAUAAAAGGAUUUAUAACAUAUUGAAAUUGUUCAAGUCAAAUACAAUAAUCCUUUUCAAAUAAAUGAUUUGGAAUCAAAUUCAUAAAAUUAUAGCAGCUUAUUCGAUGAGCAGGAAGAAUAACAGUAAACUUUUGAGGAUGAAUAAAAUUGGAGAGUUAAAAAAACAAAUUAGAGUUAAUAUAGGGUUUUCUAGAAGGAAUACAAAAAAAAAACUGAAUAAUUCGAUUGAUG
Molecule: messenger RNA, 508 nt
Organism: Paramecium sonneborni
Lineage: Eukaryota; Ciliophora; Oligohymenophorea; Peniculida; Parameciidae
Source: the annotation of a GenBank genome assembly